Molecule: messenger RNA, 849 nt
Organism: Halichondria panicea
Lineage: Eukaryota; Metazoa; Porifera; Demospongiae; Suberitida; Halichondriidae
Exons: 7
Coding region: 119-739 (206 amino acids)
Biological process (GO): translation; ribosomal small subunit assembly
Cellular component (GO): cytosolic small ribosomal subunit; ribosome
Molecular function (GO): structural constituent of ribosome; mRNA binding; rRNA binding
Source: RefSeq, a predicted model, not a curated record
GAAUUUUGUCAGGACGACCUCUGGACAUAGUCUAAUGUUCAAUGCGCAUGCGCAAAAUCAGCCUUGACCUCGUGGUCUUUCUUUUUCGAGAGCAUCUAUUAAAGAGAAGUUGCUGAGGAUGUCAAUAAGUGUGGACUUUGACGAGCCCGAGGUGGACGUACCCAGUGUGGAGGUGAAGCUGUUUGGGAAAUGGAGCAUGGACGAUGUGCACGUCAACGACAUCAGCUUGGCUGACUACAUCACAGUCAAGGAGAAGGGCGCAGUGUUCCUGCCUCAUACAGCAGGGAGGUAUGCUGCCAAGAGAUUCAGGAAGGCACAGUGCCCGAUAGUCGAGCGCCUCACCAAUUCCCUCAUGAUGCACGGGCGUAACAGUGGUAAGAAGCUGAUGGCUGUCACCAUUGUCAAGCAUUCCUUUGAGGUCGUCAACCUACUCACUGGAGAGAACCCAGUACAGGUGCUGGUUGAUGCUAUCUCCAACAGUGGACCUCGUGAGGACUCCACUAGGAUUGGUCGUGCUGGUACUGUACGAAGACAGGCCGUGGACGUGUCACCGCUCAGACGUGUCAACCAAGCCAUCUGGUUGCUCUGUACAGGUGCACGAGAGGCUGCCUUUAGGAACAUCAAGAGCAUCGCAGAGUGUUUGGCUGAUGAACUCAUCAAUGCUGCAAAGGGGUCGUCUAACUCGUAUGCCAUCAAGAAGAAGGAUGAACUCGAGCGUGUCGCAAAGUCCAACCGUUAAUUGGAACUCAGAACACUUGUUUUAUGCGUAUAUAUUGAGAAUGUGAAUUUAUCAUGGUGUAUUGUGUAUUGAUGUACUUUUAAUAUCCAAUACAUCUCAAUGAUUUUGAA